Punica granatum (pomegranate) is the source of this 2121-nucleotide messenger RNA. The record is from RefSeq and is a predicted model, not a curated record. Lineage: Eukaryota; Viridiplantae; Streptophyta; Magnoliopsida; Myrtales; Lythraceae.
GAGAGAGAGAGAGAGAGAGAGAGAGGGAGGGAGAGGGAGGGAGGAGGGAGAGAGAGAUGCCAAAUAGUCUCUUGGGACAAAUGUAAGCAUCUUCCGUCUCUUCUUCUUCUUCUUCUUCUUCUUCUUCUUCUUCCUCUCCCUCUGUCCCUCGAGCUCAGCCCCAUUACUGCACUCGCCACCACCAUAGCAAUGGCGGUGGCGACCCUGAAGAGGGGCACACGCCCGCCGUGGGUGGGCCUGGGCGCGGCGGUGUGGGUCCAGAUAGCCUCCGGCAACGCCUACAACUUCCCCCUCUACUCCCACUCCCUCAAGUCCGUGCUCGGCUUCAACCAGCACCAGCUCACCCUCCUCGGCGUGGCCAACGACGUCGGCGAGAACGUCGGCCUCAUCCCAGGCCUCGUCUCCAACCACCUUCCCCCCUGGGCCGUCCUCCUUGUCGGCUCCGUCGCCUGCUUCCUCGGCUACGGCGUCCUCUGGCUCGCCGUCUCCCGCACCGUCCAACCCCUCCCUUACUGGCUGUUAUGGCUCGCCCUCUGUGUGGCCACGAACAGCAGCGCCUGGCUCACCACUGCAAUUCUUGUGACAAACAUGAGAAACUUCCCUUUAAGUCGAGGGACUGUUGCCGGAAUCCUCAAAGGCUAUGGAGGUCUAAGUGCCGCAGUAUUCACCGAGAUCUACAGCUUGCUUCUCCACCACUCGUCCUUGAAGCUCCUCGUGUUCCUCUCUCUCGGGAUCCCCAUCCUCUGUCUCCUCAUGAUGUACUUUGUUAGAGCUUGCACUCCAGCUUUGAGAGAGGACUCCUCUGAGCGCAGCCAUUUUCUCUUUAUACAGGUGGCAAGUGUUGUUCUCGGGUUAUACGUUCUCAUAACUACGAUUUUGGGUGAUGUGUUCUCUCUGAGAGGUCCUGAGUCCUAUUCGGUUGUUGCUGUGAUGGUUCUUCUUAUCAUGGCUCCAUUGGCAAUACCAGUGAAGAUGACUCUGUAUCCCAGGCCAGGCAGGCAAACUGAGGUAAUGGAAAGACCAGCGGAAGAAGAAAGUUCGGACAAAAAGGAACCUCUGCUAGCUAGCUUUUGUGAGAAUGAGGAUGUGUCGGAGGUUGAGAUGCUUUUGGCUGAGGGAGAGGGCGCGGUGAAGAAAAAGAGGAGGCCAAAAAGGGGGGAAGAUUUUAAAUUCUUCGAGGCUCUCAUCAAGGCCGAUUUCUGGCUACUUUUCUUGGUUUACUUCAUUGGAGUGGGUUCUGGAGUCACGGUUCUUAACAAUCUCGCGCAGAUAGGAAUUGCACAAGGAGUGCAUAAUACUACCAUAUUGCUGUCCCUGUUCAGCUUUGGCAACUUUGUGGGCCGGCUUGGUGGAGGUGUUGUAUCCGAGCAUUUUCUCAGAUCGAAGACUAUGCCCCGUACGUUUUGGAUGACAGGGACCCAGGUGAUCAUGAUCUUCACCUACCUCCUCUUUGCCUCGGCAAUCGAUGGGACCCUCUAUGCCGCAACUGCUCUCCUCGGGAUCUGCUAUGGUGUUCAGUUCUCCAUAAUGGUGCCGACCGUGUCCGAGCUAUUUGGGCUCAAGCAUUUCGGCCUGUUCUACAACUUCAUGUCCCUAGGAAACCCUAUUGGAGCAUUCCUAUUUUCAGGCCUCCUCGCCGGAUACAUAUACGACCACGAGGCAGCCAAGCAGCAUGGAUUGGAAGUUCUCAACUCAGGACUCACUUGCCUGGGUCCAAACUGCUUCAGGCUCACCUUCAUGAUCCUCGCAGGUGUUUGUGGGCUUGGGGUUAUCCUAAGCGUAGUUUUGUCCAUCAGGAUAAAACCCGUCUAUCAGAUGCUCUAUGCAGGCGGGUCCUUCAGGUUGCCACAAAGUUCAGUUCACUGAUAUAAUCUCAUAAUACAACAUUGGAGCUUGUGUUUUUAAGGAAGAAUGUAGGGAUAUCCCGUGUGGGAACAAAGCGGUAAAUUUUGGUCAUGAUAUAUAUAGCCAACACUAUAGUCUUUUGAAUUCUCGACCGUGAAGGUGUUAUGUAUGACUAUGUUCAAUGCCCAUAUUCAUGGAACAAGAAGUAGGGACCGACUCAUGCAUGUUAUGGUAGAUUUUGGUAAAGAAGUGAUUCAAUCUUUGUUUUGGCUCAUA